AUGUAUGACAUGAUAAAAUCGAAAAUCCUAAAACGUAUCGUAACAAACGCCGCAGCAUCACUUCAGCUCCAACUGGAAGAAUACCAGAAUGGAAACAACAACGGGAACAACUACCUACUGAAACUAAAAGUGAACAAUGACCCUGAGGUCAAGUUGAACAUGACCUUCAACCCAUUCGUACCCUGUGCUUUUGAAGUUAAGCUUGGAAAGGAUACAAACAAGCAGAGCAAUGUCUCAACCCUCGACCCAUGGACUAAAUUUCCACCCAAUGACUUUGUCGCCUAUCAGGACAGAGAGAAAAGAGCGGCUUUCUUGAAAUUUCCCGACUCCAGCAUUCAAGGGACGCUCACGAUCCAAGAGAAAGAGUAUUUCAUCCAACCAGAGUCAGACAAAAAACGAAGGCGAAAGAAAAGAUCCGUCAUUCAGUAUACUGCAAAGGAGGUCCAACAAAAUACGUUGGCAGUCCCGCCAGAUACUCGCAUAGUUGGGAGCGUACAGAACUCAGCAAAGUUGACAAGCUACUUGAAUUCAGCCAAGGACCAAAAGAUGUCCUACAUCUCUGAGAUCGUCAUGAUGAUUGACUACACCCUCUACCAGAGCUGGUACAAUCUGACAAGUGCGUCGCUACCAAUGGACAAACGCCAGGAUCAGGCUAUCAAUCAAAUCCGAUACUACUAUGCCAACAUUGCUAAUUCUACACCGGAUGCAGUACCCUUCGUCAGCAUGAUCAACGUAAAGGGGAAACCUGCCAUGGACACGUACAAAACCCUCGACAACCUCCCCCUCUGGUUGGACGCUAACAAGCCCCUUCAAUACGACAACUUCCUGUUCAUUACUGAGUGCGUGAUUUUAGCAUUUUUUAAAAAUUCUGAUUUCAAAUUAAUUCCAUUCAUUAACAAUUUUCAAUAUUCAUAG
Molecule: messenger RNA, 915 nt
Organism: Helobdella robusta
Lineage: Eukaryota; Metazoa; Annelida; Clitellata; Rhynchobdellida; Glossiphoniidae
Exons: 6
Coding region: 1-915 (304 amino acids)
Source: RefSeq, a predicted model, not a curated record